This is a messenger RNA of Chrysochloris asiatica (Cape golden mole), 765 nucleotides long. Its product is annotated as melanoma-associated antigen B1-like. The record is from RefSeq and is a predicted model, not a curated record. Gene Ontology annotation, biological process: negative regulation of transcription by RNA polymerase II. NCBI's taxonomy places the organism in Eukaryota, Metazoa, Chordata, Mammalia, Afrosoricida, Chrysochloridae. The coding region runs from base 1 to 765 and encodes 254 amino acids. Gene Ontology annotation, cellular component: nucleus. The transcript has 2 exons.
AUGCCUCGUGGUCAGAAGAGUAAGCUCCGUGCCCGCGAGAAGCGCGAGCGUGCCCGUAUUGAAACCCAGGGCCUCCAGGGUUCUGAGGCCUCUGCUACCAAGGUCAGCGCAUUGGUGCAGUUCAUGUCUGAGAUGUAUAAAAAUAAACAGCCCAUUAUGAUGGCAGAGUUGCAGAAGGUUUUACACAAAAAGUAUAAGGAGGAAUCCUUUGAGAUCCUGAAGAGAGCCAUGGACCGCAUGGAGGUGGUCUUUGGCCUUGAAUUGAAGGAAAUUAACCCCAACAGUAACUACUAUUACUUCGCCAGCAAGUUGAAUAUUGCCAAAGGAAGAAGUCUAACUGGAGGCAGCGGUUUGCCCAAGUCAGGUCUGGUGAUGGUCCUCUUGGGUGUGAUCUUCAUGAAUGGUAACCGAGCCAGUGAAGAUGAAAUCUGGGAAUUCCUAAAUGCAUUGGGGAUCUAUGCUGGACAGAUGCACUCAAUUUUUGGGGAGCCCAGGAAGUUUAUAACCAAAGAUUUGGUGAUGGAGAGGUUCCUGGUAUACCGGAAAGUGCCCAAGAGUGAUCCUCCAUGCAAUGAAUUCCUAUGGGGUCCACGAGCUUACGCUGAAACCACCAAGAUGAAAGUCCUUCAAGUUUUGGCCAAGAUCAACAAUACAGAUCCCAGCUCCUUCCCUGUUUUGUAUGAAGAAGCUUUGAGAGAUGAGGAAGAGAGAGCCCAAGCCAGAGCUGUUAAUGAUAGAGCCGGUGUGCGUUCCAAGGGCAAGUAG